AGUCACCGGUGGCAUUCUUCAAUUUGAUGAUGACAGUACCAUUCCCGUUGGUGCACUGGACAAUUAUGGGAAACUAAACAGGAUUCCCUUUAGGGAGAGAACCACGCGCAGUCUCUUCUUCAUGGUAACGUCCCUUAGCCCGUCCACUCGUAAUGUUGGCCUGGCAGAGAGAUAGAAGUAUACGGGGCUUCAUCCGGCUGGUUGAUUUGUGCGGGUGUACUUGGAUGUAUGGGUGCGAUGCUGUUUUCUCUGUCGUUCGAAAACUUGAUUCGGUGGCUUGCCUCUUGUACAUAGUAUAGCGUUUUCAUCCAUAUGAUUUGCAAUCGAGUAAAACUCUGAAUACGUCUGUGUCGCGGAUUCAAAGACCCCAAGGACUAACGGCUGAACUUCUGUCGAUAGACUGACCUUCAUCCUCAGGGCGAACAACGAAUUUGUCGGCAAAAUAGCCCUUCAGGCCCAGGGACAAAGACCACCACCAAGUCGGACGUGAGGGUUUCCCAUGUCGUGGUACAUAGUUCGUGUAUUGGGUGUGAGAACUCCCCUCGACCCGUCGGUACCGACAUCGCCACGAAGCUGUGCUUGUAUGCCAGAUGCAGUCCAGGAAGACGAUAUCAAAGAACGACUUGUAGACGGCCCAGUGCGUAGGGAUGAUAUCGACUCCCGUGAAGAUCACUGGCCUGCGCUGAUUGAGCUGUUCCUUACGCGAGUCAUGUCUUCGGUGGUCCAUGUAAGAAGGAUACCAUUCGAUUAUUCAAUAAUCUUCGAUAUCUAUCUAUUGCCCCCUUGUUCAUAUUCCCAUGCCUCAAUCUCUCUCUCUCUCCUUUGUAUCCCGCCCAGCGCAUGCACGAUGAGGAUAGGUAUGGAUGUGCUGUCUUUCGAUUGCGUUGCAGAUGGGUUGAUCGGGAAAAAGAGGCGCAGUCCUGGAGGCAUUCACGUUGGUUUGGGGGGUACCACAAUCGGUAUCGGUGUUAUUGAAUCAGCAGCGAGUUCAAACAUGCGUUACGGAGGGGAAGAUGUUCCAAUCCAGCACGACUUCCCCUCCGUAAUGCGUGGAGAGCUUGUUGUCGAAAGUCGCGCUGGUAUUCAGUGGGAUUCAAUCACGGUCUGAGAGCCGAUAGUGUAUUCAGCCAACACGGUAACUCCGUGGUCUAUUUUUUGCCUCUGCAC
Messenger RNA from Aspergillus pseudonomiae, 1167 nucleotides. RefSeq lists its product as uncharacterized. NCBI's taxonomy places the organism in Eukaryota, Fungi, Ascomycota, Eurotiomycetes, Eurotiales, Aspergillaceae. The record is from RefSeq and is a predicted model, not a curated record. Bases 500 to 1108 code for a protein of 202 amino acids. The transcript has a single exon.